This is a messenger RNA of Peniophora sp. CBMAI 1063, 1698 nucleotides long. The record is from the annotation of a GenBank genome assembly. NCBI's taxonomy places the organism in Eukaryota, Fungi, Basidiomycota, Agaricomycetes, Russulales, Peniophoraceae.
AUGCUCAUAGUGUCGUCUGCUGACCCCGGCCCGCUGCGUGCGUACCUCUCUUCCGCUCGUCUACAAAACCACGACGAACAUGGCGAAGCGCUUUCCGAGGAGCGCCGUUCUCUUUCAGGCUUCUUGGGAUCAGCUUCGCUCGCCAUCAUGCCUCUCUCUCCAAAGACGUACACGUUCUUGUGCGGUUUCUUCGCGGCUCUCGGCAGCGUAACGUUCGGCUAUGAUCUCGGUAUCAUUGCCUCCGUGUUGCCCAGCACCAACUUCCUGAACACGGUUGGCAACCCCGACGAGGAAGUGACGGGUCUCAUCACCGCCAUCCUCUUACUCGGCGCGUUCGCGUCUAACCUUAUCGUGGGCAACGUCGCCGACUUUGCUGGUCGUCGUAUCGCCAUUAUCGUUGCCGUGAUUAUCUUCCUCGUCGGCGGUACCAUUCAAACAGCCGCGCAGAACUUGGGAAUGAUGCUUGCUGGUCGUUUCUUUGCGGGCUGGGGUAUUGGCAUGCUCGCCAUGCUGGCGCCUCUUUACCAGGCUGAGAUCGCGCAUCCCUCCAUCCGUGGACGUCUUACGACUCUCCAGCAGCUUAUGUUGGGCAUUGGCGCUCUCAUUGCCAGCUUCAUUGGCUACGCAUGCUACACAACGCUUGACGGAUACCAGGCGCAAUGGCGUGUUCCCCUCGCUAUCCAGAUGGUGCCGGCCAUUCCUCUUGGUCUCUUCAUUCUCCUGUUACCGGAGUCUCCACGUUGGCUCGCAAUGAAGGGCCGCAACGACGAGGUCCUCGAGACUCUUGCGCGUCUCCACUCUCAUGGCGACACCAACGACACCUUUGUCCAGUCCGAGUACCUCGACAUCGUUACUUCGGUCGAAACCGAGAAGGUGGAGACCGCGCACGCCUGGAGGAAGAUCUUUUCGUCUCCCAGCCAGAUGCGUAGGGUCAUGCUCGGUAUCACCCUGCAAUUCAGCGCUCAGAUGACGGGUGUCUCCUGUAUUCAGUACUACUCUCCCCAGAUCUUUGCAUCCAUCGGCAUUGACGCCGGCUUGACUCUCCUUUUGCAAUCCUGCAACUCGAUUGUCGCUAUCUGUGGCGAAGUUGCCUGCGUCAUGCUCGUUGAUCGUCUCGGUCGCCGCUGGCCACUGAUCUGGGCGAACAUCGCUAGCAGCUGCACGUUCGUCAUCGGCACCUGCAUCAUCGCUAUCUAUCCGGCCGGAAGCGGGAAUACCGCUGCUGCUGGCGCCUUUGUCACCAUGACCUGGAUCUUCAACUUCUUCUUCUCUGCUGCCAUCGGUCCUCUCACCUGGGCUUACCCCGUCGAGAUCUUCACCUCUGCAACGCGCGCAAAAGCAACUGCUAUUACGUCUAGUGCUGCUUGGAUUGCCAACUUCAUGAUCGCGCAAGUCUCCCCGCCUGCGUUUGCUAACAUCGGUUGGAGGUACUACCUCGUCUUUGCCAUCUGCGGCUUUACGAACGCCUUCACCAUAUGGUGCUUCUUUCCAGAGACUGCCAAUCGAAGCCUCGAAGAAAUGGACGAGUACUUCUCGUUCAAGAAUAUGCCGCUGUUCGUUCCCGCGGCAAAGGUGCCCGAAGUUGGUCGCUUCACCCGGGAGGAAGAGAUGGCACGCGGCGAGACUAUCCGCGAUGUCGACUCGACGCACAAGGAGGACCUUGUCGGCGAGAAGGCACACAUCGAGCAUAAUGCAUGA